Ictalurus furcatus (blue catfish) is the source of this 6501-nucleotide messenger RNA. RefSeq names its product zinc finger MYM-type containing 4, tandem duplicate 1 (gene zmym4.1). Gene Ontology annotation, molecular function: zinc ion binding. The transcript is spliced from 28 exons. The coding region runs from base 202 to 4950 and encodes 1582 amino acids. Lineage: Eukaryota; Metazoa; Chordata; Actinopteri; Siluriformes; Ictaluridae. The record is from RefSeq and is a predicted model, not a curated record.
GGCUGGGAGUGUACAUCAACAACAGCGUGCGGAAGUAAUUUAGCGGGAGUUCACCACGCUCUAGUCCCUAAUCUCCUUCGUGUAUGUUUACUCAUAUCUUCGCACGCUGCAGAUUAUUGUGCAAAGCGUGUGCAUGGGUCUUUUAGCGUGACUGCAAGCAGGCUGAGACUUCUAAAUAUAUAAGAAGAGACAGUUACACAGAUGGAUGCUGCUUUACUUGUUGAAGAGGAAUCUGCUAGUGUAGGGGCUGUGGAUCACACAAAUGAUGCACAGAAUACAAGUUCCUUCAGCCUGGACCUCUCAGAUAUCGGGCAAAAGGAGGACUGUGAGAAAAAUAGGCAUGAAAGUCAGGAUGGCAAAGUUAUAGAGAUGGAUGACAAAGACAAUCAGAUUAGCCAUGAAAAAGAUGAAAAAAAGCCUGAACAUGAGGGAAUGAGUCCACAAGGAACGGACAUAAAAGAGGAGGAUAUGGUGUCAAUACAUGAAAACUGUGGGCAAGAACUGAAAGAGUGUGAGGACAUUGCUGUGGAGAAGAAUAAUACCAGCCUGGAGGAGGACGAGGAGAAGGUACCACUGGUAACUUCUGAUCUAAGCCUCCAGCAAGUACUUGACGGAGAUUUGGAGGAGACCAGUGAUCACGAGCACACUGAAGUGAAACAGGAAGAUGAAAAGCUAAGUAGGAAUAUAAUUUACAAUGUGACGAACGAAGAAAAAGAGGUGGAUGAGAAAAAUAUGGAAGAGAUGGAGCAUCAGAUGGUGCAGGAGACAUCAGAGGAUAAGAACAACAAAACUGAAGAAAUGGAGCAUGAGAGUUCAGAGCAAUAUCAGGAACCCAAGGUAAAUGAAGACAACAAACAGGAUGGUUUAGUUGGGGCAGUUAUACCUGAAGAGGAGGAUGAAAAGUGCGACAGCUCUGCUGGAGUAGCAAUGGAUGUCAGUGACGCAGACGACAAGAUGCAGGUGGCUGCUCCAGAAGAUGCAGAAGCUUUUGUGAACGUAGUUUCAGUUGAAGCCAAAGCUGAAAGCCCAUUGGAUGAGCGAAGUUCUGAGUUGGUUUCUAAAAGCUCAUCACAAGACUCGUCUGAAAGUUUGAAUACAACAGAAAACCAACCAAAUCAGGAUUUGAAGGAUUUUGAGAAGGAUCUGCCAGCACAUACACCAGAGCAUUCUGUUCAUCCUGAAACGGAGGCUGAGAAAAAGACGGCUCCACCCACUUCUGUGAAGAUCAAGGAUGAACCAAUGGAUGAGGAAUAUGAGAAAGCUCUUGGUCCUCAGGCUCCAGCUGGAAAGAUAAAGGAUGAACCAGACACGUCUGAAGAAUUUGGCCAGAAGACCUCAGAGCAGAUCAAGAUCAGUGCUGUCUUCUCCGUCGGUGGAAGCUCUACGGCUUUAGGCUCUCCAGCUGUGGCUACUGCAACAAAUGCGCCAUCCAGCACCUCAGUGCCCUCGAAUCCAAGCUCUGGCAGCUCUCUGUGUGUGGUGUGUUCAGGUUGUAAAAAAAUCCUGCUUAAAGGCCAGACCGCAUUCCAGCGUAAAGGCUGCACUCAGCUUUUCUGCUCGCCACGCUGCCUCUGCAGCAGCGCAUCCGCCGAGUCCGUGCUGUUGCCAAGCUUGAAAAAAACCUGUCAUUACUGCUUCAUGGGCAUUCUCAACCCAAAGGAUGUCAUCACUGCCUCUGUGGAUUCAACAAAGGCAGUAAAGGAUUUCUGCAGUCAGAAAUGUCUCAGCGCUUUUAAUUACAAGAGGGAUAGUGCAAAUUCUGCACUUGCCACAAAAUGCAGCAUGUGUCAAAAAGCAUGCGCUAUUCGCCAUGAGGUGAACUUCAUGGGCAAUCUCCAUAAGCUAUGUAGUGACGCCUGCUUUCACCAGUUCCGCGCUUCCAAUAAGCUCAGUAUGAACUCCUGCGUAACUUGUGGAGGGUACUGCUACAGCGGCGAUGGCAAGAGUCCAUCUUUCUUAGUCGAUGGCACCGCUAAGACGUUCUGCAGCCAGAAAUGUGUCUCCACCUUUAAAAAGAAGUACACGAAGGUUGUGCCCUGCACGAUGUGCAGAGUUUAUCGAACCAUAACAGAAAUGGUGGAAAACAUAAAUUCGGAGGGCAACACUGAGCUGUUCUGCUCCUCUGCAUGUGUGACUGCUCACAAAGUGCAGAAGGUCAGCUCUUCAGGUUCUGCACUAGAAUGCAGCCACUGUAAGAAGGUUCUAGUGCCUCAGUAUCACCUCGCCAUGUCCGAUGGUACCAUCCGCAACUUCUGCUGCUUCACCUGUGUGAUCUCGUUUCAGGAUACCUUCAACAAGACAAAUACUCAGAGCAACCAGAUUAAUGUUGCCCCUUCUCUUAGCACCACUCAGUCGAAGUCUGCCCCCACAGUGCAGUCUGUAUCUGCAGAGUCCAGCUCACCCAACUCAACCCAAUGCCCCCCAGGGACCAAAUUCACUUGUGCACAGUGUCAGCGUUUGUUCUUCUCCAAGCCUGCGCUGCUGGAAUUUAAGGGAAAGAUGUACGUGUUCUGUGAUAAGACUUGCACGGAUGAGUUCAGGAGGACCCACUACAUCAUGGCACAGUGUGUGUACUGCAAAAUCGAAAAGGUGGUGAAGGAGGUGAAGAGGAUUAACAGUGUGGACUGCUCUUUCUGUAGUGAAGGCUGCAAACUUCUGUACAAGCAUGACCUUGCCAAACGCUGGGGAAAGAAGCACUGUCGCAACUGCCUCUACUGCAGCAGCACUUCUCAGUCUGUAAUGACCAGCAUCUUUUCUGGUAAACAAGAGGAGUUCUGUGGGAAUGAAUGCCUGUCCCAGUACACCUUGUUAUUCUGUGAGGUGGCCAAAUGCACCAUGUGCAAGCGUGCCAGGAAGAUGACUGAGUCAGUAAAAUGGCUGAAUGAAAUUAAGCACUUCUGUAAUCUGAAGUGUUUGAUGCACUUCUGUAGCCAGCAAGCAUGCACUACAGCCUCUCCUGUAACUGGUGCCAAACCUUCUCUUAUGCAAGCAUCGACAGUGCCGGUCUCCAUAGCACCUGCGACCCAUUCCACCGUCUCCAACAUAACUCUCCCAUCACUGGCACCAAAAGAGGCCACACCUGUUAUCGCCAAUGUUAUAUCUCUGUCCAGUGCUACUAAUGGACAGCCUAGUGUCCUGGGAAGUGCAGCAUUGCAAGGAACCGUCCCUACUGCUGUGAAGCUAUUAGGACAUGCCAGCACACAGACAGAUAGCGUGAAGCCGCCGUCUGCUCCCCCGAGAAUCCUGAAGAACAAAGCUCUGCUCUGCAAACCAAUGAACCAGAACAAGGGCACGUCCUGCAAACCCAACACCUCUGAUAUUAACACACAAACAGAUGAAACCCCACCUAAAGUAAUAGUGUUACCCUUACCAGUACCGGUGUUUGUUCCUGUGCCUAUGAACCUCUACACACAGUACACACCACAACCUUUUGGACUUCCUUUUCCGGUACCAGUACCCAUGUUUCUGCCCACUACUCUGGACAGCGCUGAGCGAAUAGUGGAGACAAUUCAGAAGAUCAAAGAGAGAAUUCCAGAUAAUCCGCUGGAGGCCGACCUGAUCAUGAUGGCAGAGAUGGUGGCGGAGGACAGUGAGAAGGACAAAGCUGUCUCCCAAGGAGACCAGGAUGAUAAUUUUAUUGAGGAUUUCGAUUUGGAAGCCCUCUCCAGCCACCUAAGUUGGGAGGAUGACAGCAUCUCGAGUGCCUCUCGAUGGGGACGUAGCUCGGAGUCUGAAAAAGCGGCUCCAUCCAGACAGGCACAACAGUCUCCCAGCCCACCCCCACAAGACCCACAAAUGGACCUGGAGGCAGAUUUUCCAGUCGAGUGCUUUGAGAAUUUGGAACACCGCACACAAGAGGAAAAGACCGUAACCACCACCAGGCCAAAAACACGCAAGAAGAACCGUGAUUGCUUCUCUCCGAAAAAACGAGCCCGUAAACGUACAGAAGCUGCUCAGUCAUCAGCAGCUGAUGUUAAGCAUCCGACCAGAGUGCACACCAAAUACGGCGUUCAGGCGUGGAAGAGCUGGGUACGCUGGAGGGAAAUGCAGCCUAAUCUGGAGAUGCCCAAAUUUGGCUCACGGAACAUUAUGAUAAAGGAGGACCUGUUACAGUGCAGCACGGCUGAGCUAAGUUACGGCCUCUGCAAGUUCAUCAGUGAAGUUCGCCGCCCUAAUGGAGAGAAGUACAGUCCAGACAGCAUCUAUUACCUCUGCUUAGGCAUUCAGCAGCACCUUUUUGAAAACAGCAGAAUGGAGAACAUCUUUGCUGACUUGUUCUACACCAAAUUCAGUCAAACUAUGUCGAGUUUACUGAAAGACUGGAAACCCACUAUACUUCCAAGUGGCUACGUGCACUCUCGAGUGGAAGAAGAGUAUCUAUGGGGGUGUAAGCAGUUGGGCGCUUUCUCCCCGAGCGUGCUCCUCAACACUCUGCUUUACUUCUGUACCAAGUUCUUCAACUUUAAGACUGUGGCGCAGCACCGGCGCCUUUCCUUCGCCCACAUCAUGCGCUGCACUCGGUCACACAGCAAUGGGACCAAGAUGUCCUGCCUCCGCUUCUACCCUCCCGUGCACAAAGAAAACAAAAAUGCAUCGAAUGAAGAUGUAGAUGGUGUCCCUGCCAAGAGGAAAAAAGAAGACGAAGAGGAGGAAGGAGUGGUGCUGGAGAUGCAGGAGAAUGUAGAAAACCCUCUCCGCUGUCCUGUUAGACUCUAUGAGUUCUAUCUCUCCAAAUGCUCAGGCAUGGUAAAGCAACGCACAUCUGUCUUUUACCUGCGUCCCGAGCGCUCGUGUGUCCCCAACAGCCCCUUGUGGUUCUCCCACAUGUCACUGGAUGACGGGGAGCUGGAGAGCAUGCUCACACGCAUCCUCACCGUUCGAGAGAUCCACCUGGAGAGAGAAAAGCAACUGAACAUGUCUGAACCAGACAACCAAACUGAUUCAGAAUAAUACAACAGUGAUUUGUACUUUCACAGACUCGAGGCUUUAAAACAGUGAAACACUUGUGUUCUAGCAGGAGGAGAUCAAAUCCUCUGGGAUGGUUCUUUUUAUUUUACAUGGCCACAUUGUGCUGUGCUGAGUGCUCGCUACGGAUCUUAUGAUGUUGGAGACAUUGUUGAGGACGUAACAGUGCUCCCUAAUGCGAACGUUGCUGGACUCCAAAUCCAUGAGCUUACAGUCUUCAUUUCAAUCCUGUAAAUCAUUCUGCGGUGCUUCGUGUUCAGUUUGCGGUUUAUCAUGGCGUGUUCAAAAUGCUUCGUAAUAAAACGACGUAUUAUUUGACAUUACACCGUUAUAACAAUUGACACAUUUGAAGAAUCGCUUCGGUUCUGCGUGGCAAAGCAUGAUACUAACUGUUGUAUAGUGCGUUUCAAUUACCUGCUUGAGUAAACUAAUUCUCAUUGUGGAAACAAUUCAUUCACUCCGUGUGGUAUUCGGCAACACUACAAUACAAUAGAUUGCCUGUUUCAAGGUUUCACCCAUUUUUUGUCAAAGUAUGUAUUAUGGUUUGGAAUCAGUGUUUUUGUUUUUUUUUUGAUUUUAUGAAAUCAGACCCUGUCUCAGUGUAUGUCUAAGAAUGCUUCCACACUUCUCUUUUGUGUUUGAGUGCAGAUUUUCUUUUCUUUAUUUUUUUAUGGCUAAAAAAAACAUAAACCAGCAAAUCCUUUUAAUAAUUUAAAUAACUAAUGCUUUUUUUUUAAUUAAAUAAGUCAAAUUUCAUGAUUUAUUGAAAAGAAUAAAAAUUAAAUACUGAUGAAGUUUUUCUCAGCAGCGCUACAGGAUACAUUGAUAAUCUUAUUAUUUAGGCAGUAUAGCUGAACAUCAUGUGCCGUUUUCCUUUACACACCAUAUUUUUACGCACAAAUCUGUUAAAUGUUCCUUAUUUACCUGUGCAGAUAUUCGUUUGAUAUUAUUUUGUAUAAUUUGGUGUAAGAAUUGAAUUGGAAAAUUAAUGAAUUUGAGAUGCUGUUACCUGUUUGUCUAUCAGCAUGGUCUGAACCUGAGGUCUGAACAUCAUUAGUGAUAUGUCACAAGUUUUUGUUAUUCACAAUCACAACACACACAAAAAAAAGUGCUUGAGCAACUUUUGUGUCCCUUCACUUGUUUCUGUUGACUCAUAAGCUAGAACAUUUACUAGUAAUGAAUAGAAGGAUUGAAGUGUUACACUUUACCAAUGAUGACCUGCUUACACAUCCAGGUUCUCUAAAGUGUGAGGCUCAAUAUUUAGGGGUUACCACAAAAUGAGUUUGUUUAUCACUCAAACAAAUGGUGUGUCUCCUAUUUGUACCUGUAUCUGUGCAUUGUUUAAUGAAUCUCUGUAAAUGAAUAAUGUAUUUGUAUUCGGUUACAUCCAUACAUAACAUGGAGGAUCCUGGGCAAAAAAAAAAAAAAAAAGGGGGCCAAGCCUAAAAUGGCAAAAUGUUACACUCUUAAUUGUCUAAUUGUAACCCCAAAUCAUUAGUCAGAAAAUGAACAAGAAUUAAACAAAUGCACUCCUGA